This is a messenger RNA of Gymnodraco acuticeps, 2869 nucleotides long. RefSeq names its product chromosome unknown C1orf159 homolog (gene cunh1orf159). The record is from RefSeq and is a predicted model, not a curated record. Lineage: Eukaryota; Metazoa; Chordata; Actinopteri; Perciformes; Bathydraconidae. The transcript has 9 exons. The coding region runs from base 265 to 846 and encodes 193 amino acids.
UUUAUUCACAUAAAUACCUGUAAUUUUAUUUUGAAAAUCGUACCCGGAAGUGUGCAUGCUAAAUGAAAUCAGGUAGCUACAGCAAUGAGCUACGCACUGACAGUCUGUGGUUGAAUUGCAGAGGUGUGUUGAUGACAAAUCUGCCAAACUAUCAGUGACUUUCUAAAAAAAAAAAGACCUCUGCGGCGAAACCGAUCUGAAUCUGAUUACACCACAUCAAGGAGUUUGGUCAGGCCAAAGCCUAGGGAUUGGCAGGCAUUGAUUAUGGCUCUGUCGUUCCUUCUGGUCUUGGCUGCAACUGUGAUUAUGAUCAGACCCGAGACACCUGUCACUAAGGCUUUACAUCAGAACUCGCUUGAGUGCUGCAGCGAGAAACAGAGAGGGAACAAUUCAUGUUCGAAUGACACCCACUGUGAGCCAGGAUGCUUCUUGCGUGUCCUUGAGAACAGCAACACUGUCUGCAUAUUCUGUGACUCAGCAGCUGUGGAUUUGGAUAACAUAACAGUCUGCACCUACAACUAUACAUUGGAAAAGAAAAAUCACACAACUGUAACGACUGUCAUUCCAAAAAUUGGAGGGCCAGGUGUCGCAGCCUCUCUUCUUCUGGGAACACUGUUGAUCAGCCUGUUCCUGAUCCUCUCUGUUGCCUCCUUUUUCUACCUCAAACGCUCCAACAGACUCCCAAACAUCUUCUACCGCCGCAACAAAGCCUUCAUAUUCCAACCAAGUGAGACAGCUGUAAUGAUCCCCUCCUCGACAGUGAGGAAGCCAAGAUAUGUCAGAAGGGAGAGGCCCGCUGCACCCGCCGUACCUACCACAUCCACCACCCAGGUUUAUAAUGUGUAGGAGGGGGAAGAGUAGGAGGAGGGGAGGGAGUGCUGGUAGGAGAGAACGCUCAGGAACGAUGUAAGGUUUUCUUCUUAUCAUGUGAAGGUUCAGCAGUGUGAAGAACACCAGGUGGCUUGUACUGUACGUAGGUAGCCAUAUUUAACUGAAGCUGCUUAUGCUGCAUUAUUGUCACUCGGGCUGUUACUUUUCCUCUAUUUUACAAGAGUGUGGGCUGUAUUAAAAAAAGUCUUCUUGACACAGUCUCUAUGACUAAUUUAUGUUAAAUGUGUUUUUUUUUUACAAAACUAGUUUCAGUAUUUCUCUGUACGUUUUAAACCUUACAGGCUGGUUUGUUUUUACAAGUUAACACUGUUAUUAUCCAUCUGCUGUUUGAACUAUGUCAUCAGUUUACUUAUUUAGAUGGUUUCGAUAUGUGGACCUGUCGAAUUAAGAAAUGUUUUGACAUUAAGCUUCUUCUCAUCUUAUGUGUAUAACAACUGACAUGGGAAAACUUUUCCACUUGGUACGGGUCCCACUACUUGUGAAUUAUCGCUUUUACACUUUGGUUUUUUGAUUUAUCGAACAAUAUUACAGUUGUGAUGAGAGCUUAAAGGUGCUGGUGAGCAGAUCUGUUACCUUGAGACAAAGCCAGGCUAGCUGUUUGCAGCCGUAUGCUAAGCUACGCUAACCGGCUGCUGUCUAUAGCCAUAUUUCUAACAGAUCUGACAGUGGUAUUGAUUUUCUUAUCUAACUCACUGCAAGAAGGCGGAUAAACUUGUUUUUUCUAAUGUCCAACUACUCCUUUUACAGCAAAUAACUAUAAAGCCAGUGACCAAGUGACAGGGCUUUUUUAGGGGGGGGGAAAGUGACAGCCCAGUGACAUUUUAUAUUUUGCUAAAUAGAAUGUUAUUUACCUGUGAUAUUUAUUUACAUUUUGUGAAGUGCACUGAGGUUUACUGAUUACAAUCAGACCAACUGAAUAUAUGAUGUGUCAAAUAGCGGGGUAUUUUAGAGCGAGUUACUAAAGGCACUGUAUGGAUGAAUGUGUUAUUGCUUUAGUUUUUUUAUUAUUGCAUUUGUAUUUAUUGUUUUUGUGAGCUUAAUCAAGGUGAAUGUAUUACUCAUGAACAAUGGCAUUGUGCAUCGCAUCAUACAUUUUAUUCCACAACAGACCCAGUGAAACAUGAAAGAGGUGAAGAAUUUAAAGUUCAUAUUUUUAUAUAGGAAGGACUGUCAUCUGACAUUUAAAAUGCAUAUUUUUGUCCCUAAAGUAUAUCUAGAUUCCAAUAGAUCUCUUUCCUUUAGGAAUAUAAAAUGACUGAAUCCUUGUGCACUUUAUUCGUCUGAGGUCAUCCUUUUAAAAGAAAAUCUCAAGACUAGUUGCCAACAAGUGUGAUUGUGAUUUGUGUUGUUGUUGUAUGGAUGGCAACAUAUUGCUGCAUUUUGAAUUUUACUUGACUUCUAUUAACUUUUUGCCAAAUGUUGUCUGAAGAAAACUGUGUGCCAUUACUGUGAUUACUGUGCCAUUAUCAGCUUUAAAACAGCCAGGAAACAUUUAAGAAUGAUGUGAGGAAUAAUUGGGUAUUUAAAUUAUAUCCAGUGGCCUUUACUGUACACUAUCCUAAAACGAGGCUAGAUAUCUAAGUUUUAUUUGCUAUUUAACUACAUAUAUUUCUGUAUGUUGACGACACUAAAGCAACAUGAAGUGAACCAGAUAAAAGGCAGCAAUCAAACUAUGAAUAUUCCCCUUGAUGUGUUUGACUUACAGACAAACAUUAGCUUGAAACAUGUACAUAUUGUUUUAUACAAAUAACGUAUUGCUUUUGUAAUGAGGUAAUGUACAUAUUCUAGUUUCAAUGCCAUGCAGAAUUAUGUAUGUAAUGUUUGGAGAAAUAAAGCACCUUUCCAUAACCAUUGUUUCCCUCAGUUAAAUGAACUCACGCUGCUGUGUUUUCAUAUCGUUCAAAGACAAAUGUAAAAGUUGUUAUGUUUCUUUUAUGAUUACUGCUGCUAAUAAAUAAAGAGAAUAAAUCAUUCCUAA